Molecule: messenger RNA, 3072 nt
Organism: Phyllostomus discolor (pale spear-nosed bat)
Lineage: Eukaryota; Metazoa; Chordata; Mammalia; Chiroptera; Phyllostomidae
Product: cytidine monophosphate-N-acetylneuraminic acid hydroxylase
Exons: 14
Coding region: 195-2039 (614 amino acids)
Molecular function (GO): 2 iron, 2 sulfur cluster binding
Source: RefSeq, a predicted model, not a curated record
CCCGGGGCCUGGCCGGCUGCCGCCCGCCCAGCGUCGGCAAAGGCCUCCUGACCUCGCAGAGAGCAAAUCAAAUUGGCUCCCAGCGCGCCGCCUGCAGCCCGAGGAUCCCUUCCCAGAGCGCUUCAGCCUCCCUGUGUUUCUUCUCCCUUCUCCCAGGAGCUGUGUCUGUGCUGCCCCGCCUCUUCCCACCUGGAAUGGAGCAACGUGUGCCCCCUCCCAGCAUCGAGCAGAGAGCCGAGACCCUGCUGUGCCUGUCCCCUGAGGAGGUCGCCGGCCUCCAGGAAGGGAUCAAUUUCUUCCGAAACAAGAGCACCGGCCGGGACUACAUCUUCUACAAGGACAAGGGCUGCCUGAGGGCGUGCAAGAACCUGUGCAAGCACCAAGGGGGCCUGUUCAUCAGGGACAUCGAGGACCUGGACGGCAGGUCCGUGAAAUGCACGAAGCACAACUGGAGGCUGGACGUGAGCACCAUGAGGUACAUCAACCCGCCGGGCAGCUUCUGCCAGGACGAGCUGGUGGUUGAAAUGGACGAAGACAACGGCCUCCUGCUGCUCGAGCUGAACCCUCCCAACCCGUGGGACGCGGAGCCCAGGGACCCCGAGGAGCUGGCCUUCGGGGAGGUCCAGGUGACUUACCUGACGCACGCCUGCAUGGACCUCAAGCUGGGAGACAAGCGGAUGGUGUUCGACCCCUGGCUGACGGGCCCCGCCUUCGCGCGCGGGUGGUGGCUGCUCCACGAGCCGCCCGCCGACUGGCUGGAGCGGCUGUGCCGGGCCGACCUGGUGUACAUCAGCCACAUGCACUCGGACCACCUGAGCUACCCGACCCUGAGGAAGCUGGCGGAGAGGAGACCCGACAUCCCCAUCUACGUGGGCAACACGGAGCGGCCGGUGUUUUGGCACCUGCCCCAGAGCGGCGUGCAGCUGACCAACAUCAACGUGGUGCCGUUCGGGACCUGGCAGCAGGUAGACAAGAACCUUCGGUUCAUGAUCCUGAUGGACGGCGUCCACCCCGAGAUGGACACCUGCAUCAUCGUGGAGUACAAAGGGCACAAAAUACUCAACACGGUGGACUGCACCAGGCCCAACGGGGGCAGGCUGCCCACGAAGGUCGCUCUGAUGAUGAGUGAUUUCGCUGGAGGAGCGUCGGGCUUUCCGAUGACUUUCAGUGGCGGAAAGUUCACUGAGGAGUGGAAAGCCCAGUUCAUCCGCGCGGAGCGGAGGAAGCUGCUGCACUACAAGGCGCGGCUGGUGCGGGAGCUGCAGCCCCGGAUUUUCUGCCCCUUUGCCGGGUACUUCGUGGAAGCGCACCCAUCGGACAGGUACAUUAAGGACACGAACACCAAAAACGACCCGAGCGAACUCAACGACCUCAUCAAGAAAAGCUCCGAAGUGGUGACGUGGACCCCCCGCCCGGGAGCCAUGCUCGACCUGGGCCGGAUGCUCAAGGACCCUACAGACAGUGAGUGCAUCACAGAGCCUCCAGGGGGCGCCAAAGUGUACAAGGACACCUGGGACUUCGGGCCCUACCUGGAGAUCCUGAAUGCGGCCGUGGGAGACUCCGUGUUCCAGCACCCCGCCUGGAUCGAGGAGUACUUCACGUGGGCUGGAUUCAAGGAUUACAACCUGGUGGUCCGGAUGAUCGAGACGGACGAGGACUUCAGCCCUCUCCCGGGCGGGUACGACUACUUGGUCGACUUCCUGGACUUGUCCUUUCCCAAAGAGAGACCGAGCCGGGAGCACCCCUACGAGGAGAUCCGGAGCCGGGUGGACGUCAUGCGGCACGUGGUGAAGAACGGCCUGCUCUGGGACGACCUGUACAUCGGGUUUCAGACCCGGCUGCGGAGGGAUCCGGACAUAUACCACCACCUGUUCUGGAACCAUUUUCAGAUAAAACUGCCCCUCACGCCCCCCAACUGGCAGUCCUUCCUGACGCGCUGUGAGGGGCUCGGGCCCGAGCCGUCCCCGGCCAGGCCCCCCGCAGGUCUGGGGAGCACUGCCGCCGGCGCCCCGUCGGACUCCCUGGGGCACCUACACUGAGGAGCAGGGUGCCCGUCGGGAAGCCUGCCCCGGGGGGAGGAGAGGGGCUAACGUGACGUAGAUGCCGUGAAUAGUGACGACACCCAGCCGCAGUCGGUGGGCCCGCUGGCCUGGGUGAGGCGGGCCCGCAGCCAGUGGAAACCCAGCACAGAAAUCAGCACCGGCGGCCGGCGGGUGCGGAACGAGACCCUGACCAUGUGAACAGAAUCGGCCACGAGACCCGGAGGGCAAGGCAGUGACGACAGAGAGAGACAGAGACACCCCCACCUGCACUUCCACGGGCCACUCCCCCCCCCCCGCCCCCAGGGCGGCCACCCCGCCACCCCGCCGGCGCUGCGGCUUCAUGAACCGACCUGCCACCCUGUCGUCCCACACUGGGAUCGGGAAGGUCACACAGUGUGACCACAGACGGGGAUUCCUCGACUCACACCUUCGUUCCCGUGUUCAUCGUCCACUCACUCCCCAGAUGGCUGCUGCCCCCUCUGCCCAGCGGACUCUGACCUUCCGGGAAGCGGACGUCCUUGCCCGCGUGUCCCGGGGCACACGCGUGUGCGUCCCCGCUGCCCCCGAGGAAGACAGGACAAGCGGACGCGGUCUCCCGCGGUCAGUGGGACUUGCGUCUGAGCUCGGGUCCACAUCCUCACCGGCGGAACUGAGGGCCUAAGUCGGACAGUCUUUUCAGCUGGGAAGCUCCCUGCUGAGCCCAGCAUGCGGCGCCGGGCCGGCGCCAGGCCAGAGGGGUGCCGAGGGCGUCCCCACAGGACGCGAUGGCAAGGCAGAUGUGGGCCGGGGACACCGGGGAGAGAGAGGUUCUGUCAGACCUCUGCGAGGCUCAGGGGGUAUUUCAGGGCAGGUGGGGUGCUGAGAGAGUGGCUUGAAGAGUGGGUGAAGUCUGUAAUACGCUGGCGUGGAGGGGAGGGGUGGGGGAAAGAAUAUUUCAGGCAGACAGAGUGGGUGAGGGGACCACAGUCAUAGCCCCCGGUGGGUCUCACUGACCUUGCAGCGCCAUGGACUAUGUAAUAUGAACUAAAGA